CGCAGGUCCUGCAGCCCCAGGAGGAGAGAUCUGCAGGUUCCUUAGGUUCAGGACUCUCUUCUCUUGAAAGACAAUGGUCCUUUCCAUCAAUGACCCACCAAGGAUGGAGAAGGACAGAGACCACAUGGCUGGAAGGAUAUUAGACCUUACCCUGGAGAUCAUCUCCUUGAUAACUGGAGAGGAUUACACAGUAGUGAAGAAGUCGUCUGGUGAGUGUGUGACACCCCGUGUGUCAGGAGGACAGAACAGGACCCAGAGCCCCAUCACCGAGCCUCCACCUCAUUCCCUGAUACAUGAGCAGAAGAUCCUAGAACUUACCACCAGGAUCACUGAGCUGCUGAGCGGAGAGGUUCCUAUAAGGUGUCAGGAUGUCGCUGUCUAUUUCUCCAUGGAGGAGUGGGAGUAUUUAGAAGGACACAAGGAUCUGUACAAGGACGUCAUGAUGGAGAAUCAGUCCCUCACAUCACCGGAUGGAUCCAGUCAGAGAAAUCCACCAGAGAGAUGUCCCAGUCCUCUGUAUUUCCAGGACUGUCCACAGGAAAAGCGGAAUGUCCCACUGGAUCAUCAAGAAAGUUCUGGUGGAACGACGAGUGAGCUCAAAAAACCCGGAUCAGUGUCCGCGAAUGGUGCAAACAGGAUGAGAGUAUACCAUAAGGAUUUUCCUUUAUCUUCCUAUGAUAAAGCAGAAGAUAACAAUACCACACAAGCUAAUUCAAUAACUCCUAAUGUACCCUCAGUCCUUCACAGUGGAGAUCUAUCCACCGAUACCGCUGGUCACAAGAAACCUUCAUCUAAUCAAUCACUGACUGGCAAAACAAGAACUAAACAGAAGCGAGGAAAAAUAUUUUCACAUGUGAAACCUUUUAUGAAGAGAUAUAAAGAGAGAUUAGAUGAGCGAAAUUGCAGAGAUAAAAAGUCAUUUUCAUGCUCUGAAUGUGGAAAAUCUUUUACAAGUAAAGUUAAUCUAGUUGGACAUCAGAGAAGUCACACAGGGGAGAAGCCGUAUUCAUGUUCGGAAUGUGGGAAAUGUUUUAGUCAUAAAUCUGUUCUUGUGACACAUUUAAGAAUUCAUACAAUGGGUAAGCCAUUUUCAUGUUCAGAAUGUCAGAAAUGUUUUAGUCAAAAAGCUGGUCUUGUGAGACAUCAGAGAAUUCACACAGGAGAGAAGCCGUUUCUGUGUACUGAAUGUGGAAAGUGUUUCAGUCAUAAAUCAGAUCUUGUUAUACAUCAAAGAAUUCACACAGGAGAGAAGCCAUUUUCAUGCUCAGAAUGUGGGAAAUGUUUUAGUGAGAAAUCUAGUCUUUUGAUACAUCUAAGAAGCCACUUAGGACAGAAGCCAUUUUCAUGUUCAGAAUGUCAGAAAUGUUUUUGUCGGAAAUCUAAUCUUGUGAAACAUUUAAGAAUUCAUACAGGGGAGAAGCCAUUUUCAUGCUCAGAAUGUCUAAAAUGUUUUAGUGAUAAAUGUGGUCUUGUGACACAUUUAAGACUUCAUACAGGGGAGAAGCCAUUUUCAUGUCCUGAAUGUGGUAAAUGUUUUAGUGUGAAAUCACACCUUGUUGGGCAUCAGAGAAAUCACACAGGGGAGAAGCCAUUUUCAUGUUCAGAAUGUGGAAAAUGUUUUAGUCAUAAAUCAGCUCUUGUUAAUCAUCAGAUAAUUCACACAGGAGAGAAGCCUUUUCUGUGUCCUGAUUGUGGGAAGUGUUUUCGUAUGAAAGCAAUGCUUGUAGCACAUCAAAGAAUUCACACAGGAGAGAAGCCAUUUUCAUGCUCAGAAUGUGGGAAAUGUUUUAGUGGAAAAUCAUCUCUUGUGAAACAUCUAAGAAUCCACUUAGUAGGACAGAAGAAAUUUUCAUGUUCAGAAUGUGGGAUAUGUUUUAUCCUUCAAUCAAGUCUUAUUCGACAUCAGAAAGCUCACACAGGGGAGAAGUCUGACCUGUCGUCAAGAUAGGUCAUCAAUAUCAGAUUGGGGGGGUUUGACACUCAAGACCCCCCACCGAUCCGCUGUUGUAGGAGGCCUCCUUGCAGCUUACAAAGCACAAUGCCUUCCAUGGGAUAGCGGAUGUGCUUGGUAUUGCAGCUUAGUCUCAUUCACUUCAAUAUCACUGAGCUGCUUCUAGGCCAUAUGAAUGAGACGGUUGGGGUAGAAAGCAGCCACAAGGCUUACCUGAGCUGAUCGGCAGGGUUCCCUGGUGUUGUCAAUUGCUGCUAAAGGUGUUGUCAUCAUGGCCAUAACAGGUGACUGUCACAUCACAACCACUUAUUCUGGAAGGGAUUUAUCAAUGGCUACUUGAAUUACAGAUAUGAUCUAUAGAGUUGAAGAUGUAGA
Molecule: messenger RNA, 2326 nt
Organism: Bufo gargarizans (Asiatic toad)
Lineage: Eukaryota; Metazoa; Chordata; Amphibia; Anura; Bufonidae
Product: gastrula zinc finger protein XlCGF57.1-like
Exons: 7
Coding region: 74-1948 (624 amino acids)
Biological process (GO): regulation of transcription by RNA polymerase II
Molecular function (GO): RNA polymerase II cis-regulatory region sequence-specific DNA binding; DNA-binding transcription factor activity, RNA polymerase II-specific
Source: RefSeq, a predicted model, not a curated record